CGGAACAGGAAGUGAGGCAGGGUCCGGCGGCGUCCCCCUGCUAGCAGCUGUUGUAGGUUAUCAUGAGAUGCCUUGGGCCAGGUUUGAGGGCUCGGCGCCUGUUCCCACCCCGCUACCCGCCGCAGCCGCCGGGGCCUCGGGCGCCUCGGCUGUGCAGCGGGCUCACGGUUGGCGCCAUGGACGAGCUGCUGCGGCGAGCCGUGCCACCCACGCCAGCCUAUGAGCUGCGCGAGAAGACGCCGGCGCCCGCCGAGGCGCAGUGCGCCGACUUCGUGAGCUUCUACGGCGGCCUGGGAGAGACGGCCCAGCGCGCCGAGCUGCUCAGUCGCCUAGCGCAGGGCUUCGGCGUGGACCAUGGCCAGGUGGCCGAGCAGAGCGCCGGGGUGCUGCAGCUGCGCCAGCAGUCGCGCGAGGUGGCCGUGCUGCUGCAGGCCGAGGACCGGCUGCGCUAUGCGCUCGUGCCGCGCUACCGCGGCCUCUUCCAUCACAUCAGCAAGCUGGACGGCGGCGUGCGCUUCCUGGUGCAGCUGCGGGCCGAUCUGCUGGAGGCGCAGGCCCUCAAGCUGGUGGAGGGGCCGCACGUCCGGGAAAUGAAUGGAGUACUGAAGAGCAUGCUGUCCGAGUGGUUCUCUUCUGGCUUCCUGAGCCUGGAGCGGGUCACCUGGCACUCCCCCUGUGAGGUGCUUCAGAAGAUCAGUGAGUGUGAGGCUGUGCACCCUGUGAAAAACUGGAUGGACAUGAAGCGGCGUGUGGGGCCAUACCGGAGAUGCUACUUCUUCUCCCACUGCUCCACCCCUGAGGAGCCCCUGGUUGUCCUGCAUGUGGCUCUGACCGGUGACAUUUCCAACAACAUCCAGGGCAUCGUGAAGGAGGACCCUCCAUCUGAAACGGAGGAGAGGAACAGGAUCUCUGCUGCUGUCUUCUACUCCAUCAGCCUGACCCAGCAGGGCCUGCAGGGGGUGGAGCUCGGGACCUUCCUCAUAAAGCGAGUGGUCAAGGAGCUGCAGAAGGAGUUUCCUCACUUGGGGGCCUUCUCAAGCCUGUCGCCUAUACCUGGAUUCACCAAGUGGCUUCUUGGUCUCCUGAAUGUGCAGGGAAAGGAACAUGGGAGGAACGAGCUAUUCACAGACUCAGAGUGCAAAGAAAUCUCAGAGGUCACAGGUGACCCGGUUCACGAGAGCCUCAAGGGCUUCCUGAGCAGUGGUGAGUGGGUGAAGUCAGAGAAACUGGUGCAGGCACUGCAGGGGCCGCUGAUGAGGUUGUGUGCCUGGUACCUGUAUGGUGAGAAGCACCGAGGCUACGCCCUCAACCCAGUGGCCAACUUCCAUCUGCAGAAUGGGGCCGUGAUGUGGCGUAUCAACUGGAUGGCUGACAGCAGCCUGAAAGGCCUCACUAGCUCCUGUGGCCUCAUGGUCAACUAUCGCUACUACCUGGAGGAGACGGGCACCAACAGAAUCACCUACCUGGGCUCCAAGAGCAUCAAAGCCUCUGAGCAGGUCCUCAGCCUAGUGGCCCAGUUCCAGAAGAACAGCAAGCUCUAGGGACAUCCUCCCAAAGCCUGGGCCCUUGCUCAGAAAGGAACUGUGUGCGAUGGACCAGGCUUACUCACCGUAGGAACCUUUUCAGGGAAGCCACAGCUGUGCUGUGUCCCCUGACCUCAGCUGUCACUGUGCUGGCCGACUCACUGCUUGGAGGAGGUGCUGGUGUGGGUGCACACACUGUGGGAGAUAGCACUGUGCUCCUCCAGAAGCUGCCCUGCUGCCCCACAACCUGGGCCUUCAGGAAGCUCUGCGCUCUGCAGUGUCACCCGCAGGCUGCCCAUGCCCAGGACAGAACCCAGAGUACAGACCCUUGGAUCUUGUAGAGCUCACAGUCAUGUCUUCCUUCCUGUCUCUGCCAUGGCUGCUAUUGCAGCUUAUAGCUCAGACUGGAGGCUUUGUGACAUGCACAGGGCAUAGUUGGCCCCUCAAGGAUGCUGCUGCUUGAGGCCAGGGUUGGCUUAUGGGGCUUAAAUGAGAUUCCAGUUCAUAAUGAACUGAACAGUAAAGAACGAGUCUGUUCUAUAAACACUAAACAUGAUUGUUCACUACA
Molecule: messenger RNA, 2091 nt
Organism: Alexandromys fortis (reed vole)
Lineage: Eukaryota; Metazoa; Chordata; Mammalia; Rodentia; Cricetidae
Gene: Mlycd
Product: malonyl-CoA decarboxylase
Exons: 5
Coding region: 63-1541 (492 amino acids)
Biological process (GO): malonyl-CoA catabolic process; acetyl-CoA biosynthetic process; fatty acid biosynthetic process
Cellular component (GO): peroxisomal matrix; mitochondrial matrix
Molecular function (GO): malonyl-CoA decarboxylase activity
Source: RefSeq, a predicted model, not a curated record